Daldinia caldariorum is the source of this 1493-nucleotide messenger RNA. RefSeq lists its product as uncharacterized. Gene Ontology annotation, cellular component: PcG protein complex; transcription regulator complex. Bases 124 to 1005 code for a protein of 293 amino acids. Gene Ontology annotation, biological process: regulation of transcription by RNA polymerase II. Lineage: Eukaryota; Fungi; Ascomycota; Sordariomycetes; Xylariales; Hypoxylaceae. The transcript has 3 exons. The record is from RefSeq and is a predicted model, not a curated record. Gene Ontology annotation, molecular function: DNA-binding transcription factor activity, RNA polymerase II-specific; RNA polymerase II cis-regulatory region sequence-specific DNA binding.
AAAAGUCUCUAACUAGUUCUAAUAUCAACAACAGCUCGAGAGAAGCCUUGAGUUACAAAUAAGUUCGCCAACAUACAUAAUAUUAUAUAAAUAACCUAUAUAUACCUAUAUAUACAUUACAAGAUGGCCACAGCCAUGUACGCAAGUCAGCCUGGUGCUCAGUACGGAUAUCCACAACCGCCUCCUUCGCCUCCAAUGGACGAAACAUCGAAAUGCUCUCUACCCUCGAUCUCCAACUUAUUAGUGAUGGCAGACGGUGGAUCGCCUACAACUGAACAGUCGCCUCAGUCUCAGCAAGUAGCGUCGUCAGUGAAGGUAGAGACUCGACCAAAUUCGGCUCAUUGUGCGAGCAGCGCUCCUCGGGCCACUUUACCUCCUACCCCCCCUAUGAGUUCAGAUGCUUCGUUUGAUGGUAGAGAGGGGUAUAAUUCACCGUCGACGAGAUCGGUUUCUAUUGUGUCGGGGCCCAAUUACUAUUACGAAACGACUCCGCCACUAGAGGAUGUUCACCGCCAUCAGAUGGCAGCAGCGGUGGCACCCCGUAUGCCCAUGCAAGCUCCGGUAUACUCGCAACCCGCUUUUACUGCGCCAUACUUGGGUCAGGCGCCAGUACCACCUUACUAUCCCGCCACUCUUUCCGGAGUUCAGGCAGGCCAGCCGCAGAUCUCGGGACUCUACUACCAGAGGCCAUUACCACAGGCAUUUCCUCCUUUACCGGUAACCGUUUCUCUAGCGCCAACGCAAGGAGCGAACCCGUGGCAACACCACCACUACAUCUCGCCAUCUUCGGCGGCGUCUUUCCCGCAGUCGCAGGACCGCUACAUCUGCCAGACCUGCAACAAGGCGUUUUCGAGACCGAGUUCGCUACGGAUUCACAGCCACUCUCAUACCGGCGAGAAGCCCUUCAAGUGCCCUCACGCCGGCUGUGGGAAGGCAUUUAGCGUACGAAGCAACAUGAAGAGACAUGAGCGAGGAUGUCACGACAAUGGCAACUCCCAUCACUGAAAAAUAAAAAAUAAAAAAUAAAAAAAAAGAGGAAAAAAAAGGCACCAGCCCUAAAAUCGAUAUUAUGAAUAUUUCGACGCUGUUAUUAUUUAUUGUUUUAUUCCUAAUGUGGACUUAGUCUUGUGGCGGCUCUCUCAAGAGGAGGUUGGAAGGACUAGAGAGUCAGGGAUAUGAAGGGAUGCAUUUGAUACCCAACCAGGGGGGCUACGUUACGAACAUGAACGGCCGCCUUCGUUUCUCAAAAGCACUCGCUGUUUUCUUAUUUUCAUUUUCCGGUUUCCGACAUUGGAUUUCGCCUACGUUGAAUUAAGGUACCUAACCUAUCUGAAAAUAGGGCCGUAUAAUUUUCUCACUUUGGAAUGAGUUGGCGAAACAGGCGGUCUGCCUUCUGCUUACUGGGAUUGGGGAUUUGCGGGAUAAGGGCAACGGGUUGCAUUUUCUUAUUAUCUACGCAGGAUGUGACUGUUCAUUGACGAGGCGCAUCGGAC